UUUUGUCAGAAGGCAGCCGCUAUGCUGCAGAUCGGCGCCGCUAUCGACGUGGCUAUUUUUGCAGACGCCGUGGACCUCCUCGAAGUGGUGGUGAGGGAGAAAUCAAGGAUGGGGUCACAGAAGGAAGACAACUUAAUCAACAAGUCCAUAGGAAUCCUACCUAUCGUCCCCGCUAUCACAGAGGGCCCCCACUUCCAUGUCCUGCCCCAGUGACUGGAGAGGCUGAAAACAAAGAGAACCACCAUGAGGCCAAUGUUAUGAGUCAGCAGCCACUUUGCCGUGGGUAUAGGCGCCCAUACAACUACCGGCACAGACCUCAUCCACCCAAUGCUCCAGCUCUUAAUGGGAAGGAGACAAAGGUGAGUGAAACACCUGCUGAAAAUCCUGCUCCAGUGACUGAGCAGAGUGGUUUUGAGAAAUGUCCAGCUCCCCAGGCACCUUAA
Messenger RNA from Antrostomus carolinensis (chuck-will's-widow), 443 nucleotides. RefSeq names its product Y-box-binding protein 3-like. NCBI's taxonomy places the organism in Eukaryota, Metazoa, Chordata, Aves, Caprimulgiformes, Caprimulgidae. The record is from RefSeq and is a predicted model, not a curated record.